Molecule: messenger RNA, 1500 nt
Organism: Rangifer tarandus platyrhynchus (Svalbard reindeer)
Lineage: Eukaryota; Metazoa; Chordata; Mammalia; Artiodactyla; Cervidae
Source: the annotation of a GenBank genome assembly
AUGAACCAGCCGGCCCCCGCUGCCCUGCUUCCGCCCCGCCGCGUGCGGCUGAAGCCCUGGCUGGUGGCCCAGGUCAACAGCUGCCAGUACCCAGGGCUUCAGUGGGUCAACGGGGAAAAGAAAUUGUUUUACAUCCCCUGGCGCCACGCCACGCGGCACGGCCCCAGCCAUGACGGAGAUAACACCAUCUUCAAGGCCUGGGCCAAGGAGACGGGGAAGUACACCGAGGGUGUGGAUGAGGCUGAUCCGGCCAAGUGGAAGGCCAACCUGCGCUGUGCCCUGAACAAGAGCCGUGACUUCCGCCUCAUCUAUGACGGGCCCCGGGACAUGCCGCCUCAGCCCUACAAGAUCUACGAGGUCUGCUCCAAUGGCCCAGCUCCCGCAGAGUCACAGCCCAGCGAGGAUAACGCUGAGGAGGAAGAAGAGGAAGAGCUCCAGAAGAUGUUACCAGGCCUGAGCAUCACAGAAGCAGUGCAGCCCGGCCCUGCCAUGGCACCCUAUUCUUUACCCAAAGAGGAUGUUAAGUGGCCACCCACUCUCCAGCCACCUGUGGUGUUGGCCCCCCCUGCUCCAGGCCCCAAUCUUCUGAUCCCUGCUCCUGGCAACGCCGCUGACUUUGGGGAGGUGUUUUCAGAGGUCCUGCCGAGCUCGCACCCGCAGCCUGGGCCCCUGUCUACCAGCCUGCCCCCCACAGGCGAACAGCUCCUGCCCGACCUGUUGAUCAGCCCCCACAUGCUGCCUCUGACCGACCUGGAGAUCAAGUUCCAAUACCGGGGCCGCCCACCCCGCGCCCUCACCAUCAGCAACCCUCAAGGCUGCCGGCUCUUCUACAGCCAACUGGAGGCCACCCAAGAGCAGGUGGAGCUCUUUGGCCCCGUGAGCCUGGAGCAAGUGCGCUUCCCCAGCCCCGAGGACAUCCCCAGCGAGAAGCAGCGCUUUUAUACCAACCAGCUGCUAGACGUCCUGGACCGUGGGCUCAUCCUGCAGCUACAAGGCCAGGAUCUGUAUGCCAUCCGCCUGUGCCAGUGCAAGGUGUUCUGGAGCGGGCCCUGUGCCUCAGCCCAUGGCUCACACCCUAACCCCAUCCAGCGGGAGGUCAAGACCAAGCUCUUCAGCCUGGAGGACUUUCUCAAUGAGCUCAUCCUAUUCCAGAAGGGCCAGACCAACACCCCACCCCCGUUCGAGAUCUUCUUCUGCUUUGGGGAGGAGUGGCCUGACUGCAAACCCCGGGAGAAGAAGCUCAUCACUGUACAGGUGGUACCCGUAGCGGCCCGGCUGUUGCUGGAGAUGUUCUCGGGGGAGCUUUCUUGGUCAGCUGACAGCAUCCGGCUACAGAUCUCAAACCCAGACCUCAAAGACCGCAUGGUGGAACAGUUCAAGGAGCUCCAUCACAUCUGGCUGUCUCAGCAGCAUCUGCAGCCUGUGGCCCAAACCCCUGCCAUGCCUGGCCUCAGUGCUGCACAGGGACCCUGGCCCAUGCACCCAGUUGACAUGCAGUAA